Molecule: messenger RNA, 354 nt
Organism: Nannospalax galili (Upper Galilee mountains blind mole rat)
Lineage: Eukaryota; Metazoa; Chordata; Mammalia; Rodentia; Spalacidae
Gene: Hypm
Product: huntingtin interacting protein M
Exons: 1
Molecular function (GO): protein heterodimerization activity
Source: RefSeq, a predicted model, not a curated record
AUGUUGGGGAAGAAGAACCAAGAAAAUUUCUGCAGCGACAACGAGCAGAUUUAAGAUCCUUCUUCUAGGCCCGAGGUAGAGGUUCCUGUAAGCUCGGUGUAUCGCCUACUGCAGGAAGAGAAGUAUACUCCUUGCCUAGGUUCCACCACUUCAGAUUUUCUCCUUGCCGUGCUCGACUGCCUUACUGACUAUAUCCUGGAGGUGGUGAGCUCUGAAGCCAACAACAACAAUCAGCCAAAUGUUCCACAAGAUGGGGAGGGACAAGCCGUCAAUGAUCGUGAGCCAUCUAAUGCCUUCAAGAAUGCACCAUUCUCUCUGUUUGAUGAGAUGCCCGGACCCAGAAGGAAUGGCUAA